Ostreobium quekettii is the source of this 1119-nucleotide messenger RNA. The record is from the annotation of a GenBank genome assembly. Lineage: Eukaryota; Viridiplantae; Chlorophyta; Ulvophyceae; Bryopsidales; Ostreobiaceae.
AUGGCGGGCUACCUGGAGUUCUGGGGCGUCAACGUGCCCCCCAGAAAAGAGGUCAGCGUGGACCUGCGAGGACAUGCGGACACGCACUUCGUGCACGUGACCAACCUGGCGCUGGGCCCCGACGCGCCCGAUGGGCCCCACACGGUGGUGCUGAGGACCGGCGGCAAGGUCUUCACGCUGGUGACGCUGGGCGCGGGCGGCGCGACGCAGUACAAGACGGACACCGUGAUCUCGGAGGCCGCGAGCUUCGCGCACAACGGACCUGGCGUCGUGAACAUCACGGGCUACCGGGCGAUGCUGCCCGGGAUGCCGGACAUGCCGGAGGGAUACGUGGACGGGGAGGCGCUGUCGGACGUGGAGGAGGGUGAGGAGGAGGAGGAGGAGAGCGGGAGUGAGGAGGAGGACGACGACAGCGACGAGGCGCCCGGCGCGGUGCCGAUCGAUUCGGCUUUGACCAAGAAGAGGGCCCAAGUUUUGCAGAUGGGCAAUGGAAAGGCGCACAGGUUCAUUAACGAGAAAGAUGAAGAUUAUGACAGUGAUGAAAGUGAAGAUUUAAGCGAUGAGGAUAUGAAGCAAACGUUUGACGAUGACAGUGAAGACAGUGAGGACGAUGAGGACAUUGAAGACAGUGAGGACAGUGACAUGGAGGCAAGCGGUCAUCAGCAGAUGAUGAAGAAACGGAACAUCGACACCACCUCUGAACCUUUGAGGUCAAAGAAGCAACGGGUUGAUGUUGCUGGCAAGGAGGCUGCUGCAAAUAGACCAACGCCUGGAAAGGGCAGGAAUGCCCCAGUGGAAGGCCCGGCCUCAAACAAAACACCAAAAAAACAGCCUGAGAAGAAAGUGAAGGCCACACCUGCCAAGCAGAGCAAGGAGAAGCCAAGUGCUACCCCUGCCACUGCAACCCCAGGAGCCAACUCCACUCAAGGAACGCCCAAGGAGCAAGACGACUUCAAAAAGAAGGUCGUCAACGCCUUGAAGGCCAGUGGACCAUUGUCGCUCGAGACUUUGGGACCCAAGGUGUCGCCAAAGCCCAAGUUCGUGAAGAAGCUCGGCAAGUUUCUUGCACAGUACCCUGACACCUUUGUGCUGGAGGCUGGGGCGGUCAAGUUGAAGUGA